Misgurnus anguillicaudatus (oriental weatherfish) is the source of this 1890-nucleotide messenger RNA. RefSeq names its product tetratricopeptide repeat domain 8 (gene ttc8). Gene Ontology annotation, biological process: non-motile cilium assembly. Lineage: Eukaryota; Metazoa; Chordata; Actinopteri; Cypriniformes; Cobitidae. The record is from RefSeq and is a predicted model, not a curated record. Gene Ontology annotation, molecular function: protein binding. Gene Ontology annotation, cellular component: BBSome; non-motile cilium; ciliary basal body.
CGUUUCUGAUUAAUAACAAGACUGUUGCCCCCAACGCCCCGCCCUGUGUUGGCAAGGUAACCUAAUGCGUGCUGACGUCAACAAAGGCAUCUGCUGCUGACUGAGAACGUUCGGUAACGUGAACCGUCCGCGAUUGUAAAUUGUCCGCAAUGGCAACGGAGGUCGGAUUGGAUCCGCUGUUUCUGGCGUGGAGCUGCCGCAGAAGACGAAAGUUCGAUAGAUGCGCAGAGAUCUCCACAAAGAUCUUGACAGAAAGCCCGUAUGACCAGGCGGCGUGGAGCUUAAAGACUCGAGCUCUGACAGAGAUGGUGUACAUCGAUGAGGUUGAGGUGGAUCAAGAAGGCAUAGCGGACAUAAUGUUGGAUGAGAACUCCAUUGCCCAGGUUGCACGUCCAGGAACAUCAUUGAGACUUCCAGGAACAGGCCAUGGUGGUGCACCCACUCCAGCUGUCAGACCUAUGACCCAGUUAGGACGACCUCUAACAGGGUUUGUGAGACCAAGCACGCUCUCUGGUAGACCAGAAACUAUGGAGCAGGCCAUCAGAACCCCCCGCACAGCGCAGACGGCUCGUCCGGUCACAAGUGCUUCUGGAAGAUUUGUCAGAAUGGGAACGGCCUCUAUGCUAACAAAUCCUGAAGGACCUUUUAUUAAUCUUUCUCGAUUAAAUUUGGAAAAGUAUGGAAAGAGACCAAAUGUGUCAAAGACACUAUUUGAAUACAUCUUUCAUCAUGAAAAUGAUGUAAAAACUGCAUUAGAUCUUGCCGCUCUUGCUACCGAGCACGCUCAGUUCAGAGACUGGUGGUGGAAGGUACAGCUGGGAAAAUGUUAUUACAGGCUCGGUUUGCACCGUGAGGCUGAGAAGCAGUUUAGAUCUGCACUCAGUCACCAGGAAUUUGUUGAUACUCGCCUCUACCUUGCAAAGGUAUAUCAGCGUAUGGAUCAACCGAUCACCGCUCUGCAUGUUUUAAAGCAAGGCCUUGACCACUUCCCGGGUGAGGUCACCCUGCUUACAGGAAUUGCCCGCAUCCAUGAGGAAAUGAAUAACAUAAGCUCGGCCACAGAGUACUACAAAGAAGUUUUGAAGCAGGACAACACACACGUCGAGGCUAUUGCCUGUAUUGGCAGCAAUCAUUUCUACACUGACCAGCCAGAGAUUGCUCUGCGCUUCUACAGACGGUUGCUGCAGAUGGGAGUCUAUAAUUGCCAGCUGUAUAAUAAUCUGGGUCUGUGCUGUUUCUAUGCACAGCAGUAUGAUAUGAGUCUGUCUUCUUUUGAGAGAGCUUUAUCUCUGGUGUCCAGUGAUGAGGAACAGGCGGAUAUCUGGUAUAAUCUGGGACAUGUUGCAGUGGGCAUUGGUGAUUUGACGCUGGCUUUCCAAUGCUUUAAACUGUCCUUGGCAUUCAACAAUAAUCAUGGUGAAGCCUACAAUAACUUGGCCGUAUUGGAGUUACUGAAGGGUCGUAUUGAGCAGGGUAAAGCUUUCCUCCAGACGGCAGCUUCAUUGUCCCCUCACAUGUAUGAGCCGCACUUUAAUUAUGCUUCCCUAUCUGAUAAGGUUGGUGAUCUUCAAAGUAGCUAUAUGGCAGCUCAGAAAUCCGAGGAUGCUUUUCCUGAGCAUGUGGACACUCAGCAGAUCCUGAAAAACCUCAGACAGCAUUUUGCCACACUAUAAAAUCAUGUUAUUGUCUGUCAUUUGACUGGUGGAUCUGGUAAAGGGGAAUUAUAAUGGUCAUAACUAUAUCAUGGUAUCAGAUGUUUCUCAGAACUGCUUGCACAUAUAUAUUUAAGGAUGUUAUUUGAAUAAUUCCUUUUCGUGCUCUAAUAAGGUCUACCGUUUCACGCAUAAUUGCAUGUAUUUAUUGUAAUAAAACAGCUGCAAUUUUGAAAAA